This is a messenger RNA of Nelumbo nucifera (sacred lotus), 1095 nucleotides long. RefSeq lists its product as uncharacterized. Gene Ontology annotation, cellular component: nucleus. Gene Ontology annotation, molecular function: DNA-binding transcription factor activity; protein dimerization activity. Gene Ontology annotation, biological process: regulation of DNA-templated transcription. NCBI's taxonomy places the organism in Eukaryota, Viridiplantae, Streptophyta, Magnoliopsida, Proteales, Nelumbonaceae. The record is from RefSeq and is a predicted model, not a curated record.
CCUCUGUGUCCUACGAGAAUCUCUGUAACUCAAACCCCUAUGGCUGAUUUUGCAGGAGAGUCGCAAAGUUUCAGGCCUUCCUUCCCUUUCUUAGAGAUCGACUCCAACAUGGAACUAAUGAUGAACCAGCUCGCAGAGUUGAACCCAAGUGGAUUCCUAAAUCCAAACUUGAACAUACAGAGCUUCAUGGGUUUCUCCAAUGACAAUUUCUUCGUCCAACAGCAGCCGGAUUUCUCUACAAGCUUUGCAGAUAAUAGUACUGCGGGUGUCCCUCACCGGUACGGUCCAAAUGCUUUGCCAGUUAUUCAAUCCGUGGCUUCAGCUGGAGAUGCUGUCGACCAUGAAAGUAAGAAGCAGAUGAUGGUAUCGGAGAGCAGCUCCGGGAACUCUUCCGCUCCGGUCUCCGAAACAGGGUCGGGAGGAGAUGAUAAGACUAAGAGAAAGAAUAGCUUCGGGAGAGGAAAGAGAAAGAGAAACAAUGAGAACGAAGGGGAAACACCAAAGGAAGUUAUUCAUGUCAGAGCAAGAAGAGGCCAAGCCACUGACAGUCACAGCUUAGCAGAACGGGUAAGAAGAGAGAAAAUCAAUGACAGAUUGAGAUGUUUGCAAGGCUUGGUUCCAGGAUGCUACAAGACAAUGGGAAUGGCAGUAAUGUUGGAUGAAAUAAUCAAUUAUGUACAGUCAUUGCAGAAUCAAGUGGAGUUUCUUUCCAUGAAGCUAUCUGCAGCCAGUUCUUUCUAUGACUUCAACUCAGAGAUGGAAGCUCUUGAAACAACGCAGGGGGCAAAUGCUUAUGAAGCCCAAGAGAUAGAAAGGGUGGUGAGAGACGGAGGAUAUGGAGGUCUAACUUGCUUCAACUCAACAUGGCCCUUUUGACUCCACUUUUGGCUCUUACUUACUGCUGCAGCCUGCAUGCCACAUGAACAAGCUCUAUUCCCUUCCCCUGCGCCAAAUCAGAUGUGUCCCCCCCGUUCAUGCCCAUAUGUAGCACACGAGAAAAUGGAAUUUGUAAUCCCAACCACACACCCAUAUGUGGGGGGCCUAACUUAAGAUUCAAUAAUAAAAGCUUAAUUAAUACCAUUUUUAUCUUCAUUA